Loa loa (African eye worm) is the source of this 166-nucleotide messenger RNA. RefSeq lists its product as hypothetical. NCBI's taxonomy places the organism in Eukaryota, Metazoa, Nematoda, Chromadorea, Rhabditida, Onchocercidae. The record is from RefSeq and is a predicted model, not a curated record. The transcript has a single exon. The annotation marks the transcript as partial.
AUGGCAACAACAAUAACAACAACGGCAACAACGGUAACAAUAACAACAACAGCAACAACGGUAACAAUAACAACAACAGCAACAACGGUAACAAUAACAACAACAGCAACAACGGUAGCAAUAACAACAGAAACAACGGUAACAGUAGCAACAACAAUAACAAAAU